GGUGUGGCUUGGGAUGGGAACAGCUGGACAGAUCUUUGCUAUUAUUAUCCUGCUGCUGCUGCUGCUGUUUUAUACAUCUGCCAUGCUACUCCAUCCCAACUGCCAUGUCAUCUAGUGCUGCGCUGCCAGCCUGGGAGAUCCUUACUGUGCCGCUGCUGCAGGUACUGGAGAGGAAAUAGCAACGUUUUGUAAAGAUGCCUGUCCCUCCUCCUCCCCCUCCACCCCCACCACCAACAUUUACACAGGCAAAUACAGACAAACCUUCAUUAAGCAAAUCAGAUCAAUCAAACAGGAAUGCUCUCCUCUCAGAUAUUAACAAAGGGAGGAGAUUGAAGAAAGCUGUAACCAAUGACCGGAGUGCCCCAGCUUUAGACAAGCCCAAAUCUUCUCCUGGAGGUGGAAGUGGUGGUGGUGGUGGUGGUGGUGGCAGUGGCAGUGGUGGUGGUGGCGGAGGAGGAGGGGGUGGAUUUGGGGGACCACCUGGUUUAGGAGGAUUGUUCCAAGGAGGAAUGCCAAAGCUUCGAUCUGCUGGAUCCAGGGAAAAUGACUCAGGGGGAAGCAGACCACCGAUGUUACCACCUGGUGGAAGAACUUCAUCGCCUAGACCGUUUACACCACCGGGUGGAAGUCCAAGAGGCCCAGCACCCCCUACAGGUAACAGGGGUAAUGUUCCAGACAUUCCAAGAAAUCGUAUGCCUCCACCAAGAAAUGAUUUCAGUUCCAGAUCAGAUAAUACAACUCCUGCAGUUCCCAAUAUGCCCAAGCCAAUCUCUUCAAAUCUACACAACAGAGGCCCACCACCAGUGCCUGGUGGAAAUAGGUUAAGUCCAGCUGUGUCUCCUUCAACUGUAACAUCAUCUAGACCACAGGGCUUUGGAGGAAUCAAACAGCAAGCAUCAACACCACCACCAGUUCCUUCCAUGAACAGGCCACCACUUCCUCUAACUCCUUCCCGGUCAUUAGAGGACAGACCGCCACCGCCACCUCCAACUACAAACAGGCCAUCACUCAACAGAGAUGUCCCCCCACUUCCACCACCUCAGAACAAUAAGCCUCCUGUCCCUUCAACACCAAGACCAAUCUCUGGAUCACAGGCACCACCUUUGCCCCCAGGGCGACCAGGACCUCCUCCACUUCCUCCUACACCCAGUGCCAUGGAAGAUGCACUAAGGCCUCCACAACGUAAUUUGUCUUUACCUGGUGCUCCUCCACCUGCUUUAUCUCCUACAAGAUCUGGUCCUCCGCCUCUUCCCCCACCUAAUGAAAGACCCCCACCUCCUGUUAGAGAUCCACCUUCCAGAUCAGGCCAACUUCCACCUCCCCCUCCUACAACUAGAAAUGGUUUCACUCCUCGAGCUUCUCUAGGCCCCCAGCCACCAUCAAGAGUUGGGUCUGAAAGAGGUGUAUCAAGACCUCCACCACCUCCAGAAAGGCCAGUGGGUUCUUUACCUCCUCCACCAUCUGUGGCUAGAAAUGGUUUUCCAGAUUCAUCUUUUGAAGAUGAUUGGGAGCGACGAUUCUCCUUCCACCCGCUGUCUGAUUUACCUCCACCAGAGCCUUUUGUGCCAUCAAAUAAAACAUACCCCAGCCAACUUGUUAGAGGAGAAUGCAGAAGUGGAUCUGUCAGGAAAGAAAGAGGGGCCCCUCCUUUACCUCCCAUACCGAGGUGAAUUGGCUUUUACUAUGCAAUCGAUACCUGCUGGGGAUUAUCUGAUAUUUUUCAGGUGCUAUACACAUUGGAAUCUUAUUCUAACAAAGGCAUACACAGCAAGGUAUCAUGUAGGUAUUUUGAAGCCACCAAUUCAAAUAGAACUGUAUCAAUGAAUUGCCUUUAAUAACAGCCAAACCCUUGCUGUUAUUGAGAGCAUUAAAAACUAUUACAAAGCCAGAAAAAAUUGUGAUAUUAUCUUUUUAGGCCUUAUACCUUGUCAGGCGAUUGCACUGUUUUUAACAAUUGCCUCAUAAAAAAAGGACCUUCCCAAUGUUUUAAUUUACAUAUAAAAUGUUAAAAUGAAACCAUAUUGGUAGUGGCUGAGAUUUUAUGAUAUUAAAGGGUUAUAAAAUAA
This is a messenger RNA of Xenopus laevis (African clawed frog), 2066 nucleotides long. It is a transcript of the gene wipf1.S, whose product is annotated as WAS/WASL interacting protein family member 1 S homeolog. Gene Ontology annotation, molecular function: actin binding. The transcript is spliced from 8 exons. Gene Ontology annotation, cellular component: actin filament. The record is from RefSeq and is a predicted model, not a curated record. NCBI's taxonomy places the organism in Eukaryota, Metazoa, Chordata, Amphibia, Anura, Pipidae. Bases 195 to 1670 code for a protein of 491 amino acids. Gene Ontology annotation, biological process: actin filament-based movement.